AUGCCCGCAGUCAAGGGCGAUGGCAUGCGGGGGUUGGCCGUGUUCAUCUCCGACAUCCGCAACUGCAAGAGCAAAGAAGCCGAGCUGAAGCGGAUCAACAAGGAGCUCGCCAAUAUCCGCAGCAAAUUUAAAGGUGACAAGACGCUCGAUGGGUAUCAGAAGAAAAAGUACGUCUGCAAGCUGCUCUUCAUCUUCCUGCUCGGAAAUGACAUCGACUUUGGCCACAUGGAGGCGGUCAAUUUGUUGUCGUCGAACAAGUACACAGAGAAGCAGAUUGGCUACCUCUUCAUCUCGGUCCUCAUCGAGCAGAACUCCGAUUUGAUGAAGCUCAUUGUUCAAGCUAUCCGGAAUGAUUUGACCUCCCGCAAUCCGGUGCACGUGAACCUGGCCCUGCAGUGCAUAUCGAACAUUGGCUCCCGGGAUAUGGCCGAAGCUUUUGCUCAGGACCUACCAAAGCUGCUCGUCUCCGGCGACACCAUCGACUUCGUCAAGCAAUCCGCCGCGCUCUGUCUGCUCAAGCUUUUCCGAACCUCGCCCGACGUGAUGCCGUCGCCGGAUCAUGCUUCUCGCAUUGUACACCUGCUCAACGAUUCGCACAUGGGCGUCGUCACCUCAGCUGCGUCGUUGAUCGAGGCUCUUUCGAAGCGAUGGCCAGAGGACUACCGCGGCUGCGUAUCGCUCGCCAUCUCCAGGCUCAGUCGCAUCGUCACGUCCACCUACACCGAUUUGCAGGACUACACAUAUUACUUUGUGCCGGCACCAUGGCUUUGCAAGACCCCCUCGAAUAAGGCGCGACUGCUCGAGUGUCUCGAGGGUAUCCUCAACAAGGCCCAGGAUGCGCCAAAGUCCAAGAAGGUCCAGCACUCGAACGCGAAAAAUGCGGUGCUUUUUGAGGCUAUCGCUCUGAUCAUCCACAUGGACAGCGAGCCUAACUUGUUGGUCCGCGCCUGCAACCAGCUCGGCGCCUUCCUGACUCACCGCGAAACCAACUUGAGAUACCUCGCCCUCGAAUCGAUGUGUCUACUUGCGACGUCCGAGUUUUCUCAUGAAGCGGUCAAGAAACACCAGGAGACGAUCAUCACGUCGUUGAAAACCGAGCGGGACGUCUCCGUGCGCCAGCGGGCCGUCGAUCUGCUGUACGCGAUGUGCGAUCGAACAAAUGCCGGGGACAUCGUCCAGGAGAUGCUCGCCUACUUGGAGACGGCCGACUAUUCGAUUCGCGAGGAGAUGGUGUUGAAAGUCGCCAUACUCGCCGAAAAGUACGCCACCGACUACACGUGGUACGUGGACGUCAUCCUGAAGCUGAUCCGCAUCGCCGGCGACUACGUCAGCGAAGAAGUCUGCCCUCAAGUCCAGUUCGACCUGCUUCACUCAAAGUACCAUCUGUGCAGCAUCAACACACGCUGUCUGCUCCUCACCACCUACGUCAAAUUCUGCAACUUGUUCCCGGAGAUCAAGCACGUCAUCCAGGAGGUCUUCCGCACCGAUCACAACCUCCGGAACCCUGACGCCGAGCUGCAACAGCGUGCCGUUGAAUACCUGCAGAUGAGCCGUGUGGCGACUCCGGAUGUGCUGGCCACCAUCCUCGAAGAGAUGCCUCCAUUUGCCGAAAAGGAGAGCUCCCUCCUCGCCAAGCUCAAGAAGCACAAGCCGCAAGUGGAGGAGCUGGAGACGGCCAAGCCCAUCGACGCCUCGGUGGGCCCGAUGGCUCAGGUGCAGCAGUUGAUCAACUUCGUCUGCGUGCAAGAGUUCAACCGCAUGCCGAUUCUGCAGAUUUCCUUCAAUUACACUCAAACUGCCGGCGGGGCUGCGCGCUUCGACAAAUUCUUCUAUCUGCCGAUUUUCAUCAACAAGUUCUUCGAGCCGACGGACAUGACCAGCGAGACGUUCUUUGCCAGAUGGAAAGCCCUCGGGAUCCCGUCGCAAGAGAGCCAAAAGAUCUUCACGGCCAAGCACCCGAUCGACACGGCGGCCGUCAAUGCAAAGCUAACCGGCGUCGGCGCCAAACUGCUCGUCGACGUCGACCCGAACCCGGAUAAUUUCGUCUGUGCCGGCAUCAUCCACACGCAGACCCAGCAGAUUGGCACGCUGAUCCGGCUGGAGCCCAACAAGCAGGCCAAGGUCCAAUCUCUGGGAUGCACCAGCUUCGCUCUGCUGUUUGACGACAUCCCCAAGGAGAUGCACCGCGCCGACCAAGAUCGCUACGACUCCUUCGCCCAGGCGCAGGUGCAAGUCACCAAUAAGAUUUACGAGAUGCUUGGGCGACCGGUGUUCAUGUUCUGCCCCACCGAUGGGAUGAACACCGAGGACAACGCGUCGUCGAAGGUCUACUGCCCGGAAGAAGCUCUAAACAAGGCGCUCGCCGACUGGGAAAAGCUUUUCAACACGGAGACUGCUGAGGUCCCCACCGUCAAGCCGCAAAACUACCAGGAAGGCCUGGAGAAUCCGGAUAUCCCGUUGCCAAGUGAAUCGGCCGCUGUCAGCCGCUCCGGCUCGGUGGCGAUGGACAGCGACUUGACGGUGCCGCCCGACGUCUCGGCCGAGGUGGCCCUGCCGGUGAUGGCCGUCGACGAGAUGGUGCACGCUGUCAUGGGCGACCCGAAUUUGCAAGACGCGACCGAGCCGGACCUCGUGAACUCGUUGGUGCCCGAGUACAACACCUGCACGGUGAUGGGCACGCCGAUUGGGGCAAAUUCGCAUAAGAAUAGCCACGAAGAAGGAGCCACAGAGGACCCAGUCGCUGCGAAGACGGAAGCGGCCGAAAUGACAACAACAAGGGCUGCUCACUUGCAAAUCACGGCCGCGGACCUGCGCAAGCUACUCGACAUCUUCUACCUGCCCUUCCAAUACGGGCCCCAGGUUGAGAAGUUGCUGACCACGCUUGUCUACUUGCUGAACAACGCGCACAAGGGGGACCGCGGCUGCUCGCCGACGACGAUCGAUGGUUUACGCCAGGCGAUCGCCGACAUGUACCAGUUUGUCAACGAGUUCAACGGGUUGUACUGGAAGAUUAUGAAUUGCCCGAAUAAGCCCCUGCUCUCCGAACUGCUACCGUACGUCUGGGACGCUCACGGGACGCUGUCGCUGAUUGAGGGGCUUUCCCACUGGAUUGCCGCCGGAAAUAUGAGACGUCCGCUGAAGGCCCGCGUCAAUACGUGGACCAACGCGACGUUUGAGGACGAGGCAUGGUGCGGGGUUUGUCCGGCUCGCGGCUUUUCCGUCGACGUGACCGGGCUGCUGGCAAAUUCCGAUGGUCUGCUGGACUUGCUCAGGAAUCGGAAUCCGCUUCCGAUGUCGAUCCGCACUUUCCACGUUCGGACCGUCACCGUGGAGGAUACGAUCAACUUCCAUCAUCUUUUUGGCAACGGCGAACCGCCGGCUGAAUCGAACGAGGAGCUCUUUGAUCGCCACUUUGGCCCGUACACCUUCUCGCCGACGGAGCCGCACUUUGGGUUCAUCUCCUACGAGGAGUGGGUGGAGGAGGACGCGCAGGGGCUGCGGUACCCGCACUGUGCUGGGACUGGCAUCAAAAAUGUUGACACCUACUUGCGCAACAUUUGGCCCGACUACCAGGCGAUGAUGAUGGAGAAGUACAAGGAAUCGAUCCCGGAUGAGAAAGACCGCAAGGCCAAGAUCAACCUGUGGAAGCCGCAUGGCGUCUCGUCGGACAUCACGCAACGAUAUCCUUCCCGAAUUCACCUGCACGCCAAAUUCUGCACCGACGACUCCGUAGCGAUGAAGCGCAUCGUGCAGACGCUGGCCACCGUGCUGUCGUACUCGGGCUCGGCCGGCGUGCACGUCGUCUGCGAGCCGGACGACUACCAGAAGAUCUCCUUCCUCGCCAAGCUCCAGUUCAACCUGAUCCCCACGAAGCGCGCCGACGGGUUGGAGAUCUACGGGUACCGCUUCUGCUCCUACGUCCACUCCAGCCCGUCCGACAGCGCCGACGAGGACGAGGAGAUGGCC
Messenger RNA from Mesorhabditis spiculigera, 3966 nucleotides. The record is from the annotation of a GenBank genome assembly. NCBI's taxonomy places the organism in Eukaryota, Metazoa, Nematoda, Chromadorea, Rhabditida, Rhabditidae.